UGUGCCGAAAGGGGCACGGGGACCCUCUGCUGGGGCAGGGUGCACCUGCUGCUCAUCGGGCUCGCUACGGGAGCCAGGUGCUGGCACCGGACCGCGCAAAUUGCCAACACCUGCCCAGGUGCGUUCUGCUGAAGCAUUCGACCCCCAGCCUUACAGCUGCUGGCAGUCAGAACCCGCUAAACGGGACAGCCCCCCUCCCCUCCACGGGAGGCAGAGCUGGGGCUCGGGGUGGGGCUGCCGGGAUGCUGAGCGGGGUUGGCUCCGGGGGGGCAUUGCGGGCUAUGCGAUCGCCAGCCGCGGGCGGGGGGGAGCGGGGCGAUCCUCCCCGGCCGUGAUUGGCAGCGCGGCGGUGUCCCCUCCCGGCUGGUGCUUCCCCUCCGCCGGCUCCGCGUUGAGGAGGGGCCGGGGCUGCAGCGCCGGCAGCGCGCACACCGCCGCGCCCCGAGCAGCCCCUGCAGCCCGGCCGCUCCCGCCGCUUUCCUCAGCUUGGGAAUUUUUUGAUUUUUUUUUUUUUUGUUGUUGUUGUUAUUUGUUUCCUCCCUCCCUUACCAUCUCGCAUCCUCCCCCCCUGCAUCUUUUGGCCGCUUCCCCAUCUCGCCCGCCCGGCGCCCUCCCCGCGGGCUGCCUCGGCGGGCGCUCAGCGCGGGGCCAUGCCGGUGGGGCCGGCGCUGCUGUUGCGAGGCGCCUUCGUCCUCCUCCUCCUCGUCCUGCUGCUCUCCCUCGGGGCCCCGGCCCGGGCAGCCGUCUACACCAACCAGUUCUUGGUGGAGCUGCACGGCGGGGACCAGGCGGAGGCCGAGCGGGUGGCGGCGGAUCACGGCUUCGGAGGGGUGCGCAAGCUCCCUUUUCUAGAUACUGGUUACUAUUUCUAUCACAAUGGCAUUGCCAAGGCCAGAAGGAGACGAAGUCUUCAACAUAAGCUUCAUCUGGAAAAGGAUUCCAGGGUCAAGAAGGCUGUGCAGCAGGAAGGCUUCAGCAGAAGAAAGCGAGGAUAUAGAGACAUCAAUGACAUAGACAUCAACAUGAAUGAUCCUUUAUUUACAAAGCAGUGGUACUUGAUUAACACUGGUCAAGCAGAUGGGACGCCUGGACUUGAUCUUAACGUAGCUGAGGCGUGGGAGCUGGGAUACACAGGGAAAGGAGUUACCAUAGGAAUUAUGGAUGAUGGAAUUGAUUAUCUGCAUCCUGAUCUUGCCUCUAAUUAUAAUGCCCAAGCUAGCUACGAUUUCAGCAGUAAUGAUCCCUACCCCUACCCCCGCUAUACGGAUGACUGGUUCAACAGCCACGGGACCCGAUGUGCAGGAGAGGUGUCUGCAGCUGCCAACAACAACAUCUGCGGCGUGGGAGUCGCCUACAACUCCAAGGUGGCAGGUAUUCGGAUGCUCGACCAGCCAUUUAUGACAGACAUUAUUGAGGCUUCCUCUAUCAGUCAUAUGCCUCAGGUCAUAGAUAUCUACAGUGCCAGCUGGGGACCAACUGAUAAUGGAAAGACUGUGGAUGGGCCUAGAGAGCUAACACUACAAGCGAUGGCAGAUGGUGUGAACAAGGGCCGGGGAGGAAAAGGAAGCAUCUACGUCUGGGCCUCUGGAGAUGGGGGCAGCUACGAUGACUGCAACUGUGAUGGUUAUGCAUCAAGUAUGUGGACAAUCUCCAUCAAUUCUGCAAUAAAUGAUGGACGGACAGCUCUGUAUGAUGAAAGCUGCUCUUCAACCCUAGCCUCCACAUUCAGCAAUGGGAGGAAGAGAAAUCCGGAGGCUGGUGUGGCUACAACAGACUUGUAUGGCAACUGCACUCUGCGUCACUCAGGAACGUCUGCAGCUGCCCCUGAAGCAGCAGGAGUGUUCGCCUUGGCCCUGGAGGCUAACUUGGAUCUGACCUGGAGAGACAUGCAGCAUCUGACAGUUCUCACCUCCAAAAGGAACCAGCUUCAUGACGAAGUUCAUCGGUGGCGUAGGAAUGGUGUCGGGCUGGAAUUCAAUCAUUUGUUUGGCUAUGGUGUCCUAGAUGCAGGAGCAAUGGUUAAGAUGGCAAAAGACUGGAAGACCGUUCCCGAGAGAUUCCACUGUGUUGGGGGGUCAAUACAGGAACCUGAAAAGAUACCACCGAGCGGCAAGUUGGUCCUCACACUUACAACUGAUGCUUGUGAGGGGAAGGAGAAUUUUGUCCGUUACCUUGAACACGUCCAAGCAGUUAUAACUGUGAAUUCAACUCGGCGAGGAGACCUCAACAUCAACAUGACCUCACCAAUGGGAACGAAGUCCAUCCUACUGAGCCGACGUCCGAGGGAUGAUGACUCCAAGGUGGGUUUUGACAAAUGGCCUUUCAUGACCACACACACUUGGGGAGAAGACCCCCGAGGCACCUGGGUUCUAGAGAUUGGGUUUAUUGGCGGUGUGCCGCAGCGGGGUGUGCUGAAGGAGUGGACACUGAUGCUGCACGGGACCCAGAGCGCACCAUACAUAGACCAAAUAGUAAAAGAUUAUCAGUCCAAACUGGCCAUGUCCAAGAAGGAAGAGCUGGAAGAAGAAUUAGAUGAAGCAGUGGAGAGAAGCCUGAAGAGUAUACUGAGCAAGAACUAGAGCUGUUCUGCAUGACAGUGUCUUUCCUUUCCCAGAUCCUUCUGUUCACCUUUCUACUGUCCAAAAACCUCUGUGUUAGACAUAUAACAAUGAUCGUCUCUGUAGCCAAAUUAUCACUUUCUUGAUUUUAAAGUCUUAUAUAUUGUCAAUAAUUAUUUUAAUCACCACCAAAGCAAUCAUUUUUUUUACUCUAAACCACAAAUAUAUUGUCCCCCACCAAAUACUCUGUACAGUUUGUGACUGUAAAUGAUUUUUCUUUUGUGUCAUACAAAUAGGUAAUACCUGUAAACAUGCUUAUAGCUAUUCCCUUCAUAUUUUUGUGGUAACUGUUGUUUGUAUUUAAAAAAAAAAAAAAAAAAAAGUGAAUUUUAAUAUUGGCUGUUGAUGAUAAUGGGUGCAUUUUAAAAAAUUAUUGUGAGAGAGGGAACUUACAAAGAGGUUGGCUGGAGAGGUCUUUGAAUGUCUAACAGCUCCUUUUGAAUCAUGAGCUUCUGUGGGACUUUCCCCACUGAGUUCAACCAAAAUAGCACUAGACCCUAGAAAGAGAGAUGAUCUAGAGAUGAAAAUUUUACAGUCCAAAUUAAAAAAAUGGUUUUAGAGUUUUCUUUAGUAUAUACACGUAGACAAUAUACACACUAGCACUUCAGCCACAGAAUGGUUCUGCAGCAAGCAUGCGAUUGGGAAGGCAAGGCAAUGCUAGGGCCAGGUGAUAAAGGGAAGUGCAUUGCAAACAGUCAGGGCAUUCUAGAAGCACAAAUUUCAGGGUGGUUUUGUUGGUUUUGUUUUUAAUGUUGGCAAUUUAGAUCAGCUUACCAUCUUACAGUGGUAUGAGUACGGAUGAUCUGUAGGGUUUCUUGCAACCUGUGUGUGCCAAAGUGCAUCUGUCCACCUCUAUACUUAACGCUCUACACUACAGCAGCAGAAGAUGCAGCCAUGUCAGCAUUUCCAAUCUCAGACCCCUGUUUUCUGGGGUUUUCAGCCUGGCUGUCAGCAAAUUGCUGUGGGAAAUAUAUGAAAAACGCAGCUUGAGUCCCCAAACCAUUUUAAUUCAAAUUUCACUUUUAAAAAUAGAGAUUUGUUAUUUUUGUGUUAUACAAAUAUAUUUAAGGAGAAAAAUAUGCCUAUAUAAUUUAUGUGUAAUGCGAUGUUGGCCUUCUUCGGAAAAUAAAAUAUAGUGCAUUUGGGAA
Molecule: messenger RNA, 3766 nt
Organism: Phasianus colchicus (ring-necked pheasant)
Lineage: Eukaryota; Metazoa; Chordata; Aves; Galliformes; Phasianidae
Gene: PCSK2
Product: proprotein convertase subtilisin/kexin type 2
Biological process (GO): peptide hormone processing
Cellular component (GO): membrane; neuron projection
Molecular function (GO): serine-type endopeptidase activity
Source: RefSeq, a predicted model, not a curated record